UCCUUUGUAUGCAAUGACCGCUCCCUGUCGCGGUAGCAACAAGCAAAAUAAAGGUCUCCAGUGACCCACUUUGACUUCAUUUCUCACUCGGUAACGCGAUCGUCAUUCGUUCGGGAAAUUGGUGUUAAUACAUCCACAUCAAAACUGCAGGAUGGCUGCUACAGUAAGGACCCAGAAGGAGAUGAGGGACAAGGCGAUGAAGCAACUGAAACACGAGAAAGAUGCUAUGGUAAAGUUACGUCUGGCAUGUUUAGCGAGAGGCUCAACAGGGAUCAAAGGCCUGGGCAGAUGUUUUAAGAUCAUGGACGAUGACGGUAGUCGAUCACUUGACUUCAAAGAGUUUAAGAAGGGUAUCCAUGACUACGGCUGUACAGAGUUGUCUAAUGAGGAGAUACAGGAAGCCUUCAACAAAUGUGACAAGGAUGGCAGCGGAACCCUGGACUUUGAUGAGUUUCUGAUACAGCUCAGGCCUCCCAUGAGCCAAGCCAGAAGGUCAUUAAUAGCACAAGCAUUUAAGAAGCUGGACAAGAGUGGUGAUGGUGUGGUUACAGUUGAGGACCUGAAAGGGAUUUACAACGUCAAGAAGCAUCCAAAAUAUCUCAAUGGAGAGUGGACAGAGGACCAGUGCCUGCGACAAUUCCUUGACACAUUCGACAGUCAGGACAAAGAUGGAAAGAUUACCUGUGAGGAGUUUGACAACUACUACGCUGGUGUCAGUGCGUCUAUUGACAGUGAUGUGUACUUUGAUCUGAUGAUGAGGCAAGCUUGGAAACUGACAACAUAGUCAGAUGACCUUCACCUUCAUGGUAGCUCUCACAAGACCUCAAACAACAAUUGUGUCCCGAAUUAUUUGUAACCCAGGUAUUGGGAGCUAGUGACAGUUACCUGACUCCAGUCCUUCAGUGGAAAUUGUUACAUACCUGCCCUGUAUUCCAUCACAAAUGUUGUGAGAUUGAACAGCAUUAUGAUGUUUUAAAACUUGUGUUCUUGCCAAGUUAUGAUUGCUUCUUAGUAUCUGGCAAUGAGGCAACAGCGCUGACAACCACCUGUCCAGUGUCUGCAUGUGUUCCACAGCGCCAGUGUGCCUUCUCUUACUUCCACUUAUGCAUGUAAUGGAUAUUGUGGCCUGACCAGUUUUAUUACGUUUUAAAGAUGUUCUUGGCAGGGUCCAGGAACAGUCAUAUAGAACAAGUAAUGAUGAUUUUUUUACACUUUAUCACAGCUGGCUUCUUGUCCAAAUUUUAGAUAUUAAUGAAGUAGAAGAAAAUGCACUUUUGCUUUUUUAAAGUAACGCUUCUGAAAAACCCUCUUGAAACAUUAAUUUAAACUACCACUUGACUACUGGUUGACAUUUUAGGAUUUUAAAUAUGACUAUUUUGAAUUGAAAUUUGUAUUUGCUUUAGGAAUAAAACCUUGGUUAUCCCUAUCAGUAUUCAUGACAUGAUGUCCUGAUGCACACCUGGUCAACCAUAUGCACCCCAACAUCACCCAUAACAUAAAUGUAAGAGUAAACCUCCAUACUAUUCAUGAAUUUUUACAGAAGUAUAACACAUAGUUUCUCUUAAUUCUGUCUUCCCUCAUAUAUUUUGACUGAAUGUUUACACAUAUCACUAUCAGUGGAAUAUAGAUAGCCUCUUUUUAUUUGAUCAUGUUUAUAUAGUGGCUUUCUAUAACACUUAUUAUACCAUAGACUUCUAUGGAGGUCUUCCUUGAAGGCUGACGUUUGCUGCCCAUACUUUCAACCACUGAUUGGUCUGCUUCAGACUCAGUAACACUGAGCGAAUGUUAUUUUAAGCUGCCACCCCAAAAAUAUUCCAGGUUUGUUAAAUUGGUGUUGACAAGCCAGACUGAAUAAAAAACAAGCCAUGACAGGUCCCACACUUGAACUACACAGGACCUAUACCAUGUAAGUCUCAUGACAAGCUUGGAGAACUGGGGAUCUGGAGACAAGGCCAUGACAGGUCCCACACUUGAACUACACAGGACCUAUACCAUGUAAGUCUCAUGACAAGCUUGGAGAACUGGGGAUCUGGAGACAAGGCCAUGACAGGUCCCACACUUGAACUACACAGGACCUAUACCAUGUAAGUCUCAUGACAAGCUUGGAGAACUGGGGAUCUGGAGACAAGGCCAUGACAGGUCCCACAUUUGAACUACACAGGACCUAUACCAUGUAAGUCUCAUGACAAGCUUGGAGAACUGGGGAUCUGGAGACAAGGCCAUGACAGGUCCCACACUUGAACUACACAGGACCUAUACCAUGUAAGUCUCAUAACAAGCUUGGAGAACUGGGGAUCUGGAGACAAGGCCUUGACAGGUCACACACUUGAACUACACAGGACCUAUACCAUGUAAGUCUCAUGACAAGCUUGGAGAACUGGGGAUCUGGAGACAAGGCCUUGACAGGUCCCACACUUGAACUACACAGGACCUAUACCAUGUAAGUCUCAUGACAAGCUUGGAGAACUGGGGAUCUGGAGACAAGGCCAUGACAGGUCCCACAUUUGAACUACACAGGACCUAUACCAUCUUGGUCUCAUGACAAGCUUGGAGAACUGGGGAUCUGGAGACAAGGCCAUGACAGGUCCCACAUUUGAACUACACAGGACCUAUACCAUCUGGGUCUCAUGACAAGCUUGGAGAACUGGGGAUCUGGAGACAAGGCCAUGACAGGUCCCACAUUUGAACUACACAGGACCUAUACCAUCUGGGUCUCAUGACAAGCUUGGAGAACUGGGGAUCUGCCCUCAGGAGACAAGGCCAUGACAGGUCCCACACUUGAACUACACAUGACCUAUACCAUCUGGGUCUCAUGACAAGCUUGGAGAACUGGGGAUCUGGAGACAAGGCCUUGACAGGUCCCACAUUUGAACUACACAGGACCUAUACCAUCUGGGUCUCAUGACAAGCUUGGAGAACUGGGGAUCUGGAGUCAAGGCCUUGACAGGUCCCACAUUUGAACUACACAGGACCUAUACCAUCUGGGUCUCAUGACAAGCUUGGAGAACUGGGGAUCUGGAGACAAGGCCAUGAUGUGGGAAUAUCUGAAGUUUUGAGCCCGGUAUAUCUAGAAUGUUUUAUACUUAGGUCUAACAUAUAAUGGUAAUUUUUAUUGCAUCAUAUGAAUCAUACUCUGUUAUCCAUAAAAUAAACUGCUUGACAAGUCACACUGUAUUAAAGACCUGAGUUCUA
This is a messenger RNA of Haliotis rufescens (red abalone), 3192 nucleotides long. Its product is annotated as calcyphosin-like protein. Gene Ontology annotation, molecular function: calcium ion binding. The transcript has 5 exons. The record is from RefSeq and is a predicted model, not a curated record. Bases 152 to 784 code for a protein of 210 amino acids. Lineage: Eukaryota; Metazoa; Mollusca; Gastropoda; Lepetellida; Haliotidae.